Molecule: messenger RNA, 1514 nt
Organism: Aspergillus heteromorphus CBS 117.55
Lineage: Eukaryota; Fungi; Ascomycota; Eurotiomycetes; Eurotiales; Aspergillaceae
Product: putative MFS transporter
Exons: 6
Biological process (GO): transmembrane transport
Cellular component (GO): membrane
Molecular function (GO): transmembrane transporter activity
Source: RefSeq, a predicted model, not a curated record
AAAUCGCCCUCCCUCAAACUCAUCGCCUCGGGCUUUUCCUUCUUCGUGGCGGGAGUCAACGACGGGAGCCUGGGCUCGCUGCUCCCCUACGUGCUGCAGACCUACGGCAUCAGCACCAACCUCGUGGUCGUAGUGUAUGCGUCGACUCUGAUCGGCUGGCUCCUCGCCGCCCUCACCAACAGCUCCCUGUGCCAGUAUCUCGGGCUCGGAGCCAUGCUGGCCCUGGGCGCCGGCCUGCAAGUGCUCACCCACGCGCUGCGGGCAUGGCUGCCCCCAUUCCCCCUCUACGCCGUCACCUUCUUCCUCGCCAGUCUCGGGCAGGCCUAUAACGACACCCACGCCAACACCUACGUGGCCUCCGUGAAAGCGGCCCAUCGCUGGCUUGGCUUCAUCCACGCCAUGUACAUGGCCGGGUGUCUCGUUGGGCCGCUGAUCGCCACGGCAGUAGCGUCAGCAGGUGACUCGUCGCAGUGGAACCUUUUCUACGUCGUUCCCCUGAGUUUGGGGCUGGCAAACCUCACCUUGGUGCUCGUUGCCUUUCGCGAUCGGAUGACGAUCGCCUCAGCCCCAGCGGCUGCAGCGCGACAGAGCAAUACCUUCUUAUCCAGACGGAGUCGCGCCAUCCAGGAAAUGAAAGAUACGCUCCGCGUGCCCGCCGUCUGGCUCACAAGCUUAAAUCAAAAGACUAAGCGGACAGGCUGGAUCGUCGAGUAUCUCGUCAACGUCCGCCACGGAAAGGUGCAGCAGAUGGGCUAUAUCCCGACCGGCUUCUACGGCGGCGGUUUCCUGGGCCGGCUGCUUCUCGCGGAGCCGACUCAUCGUCUGGGGGAGCGUCGCAUGGUGUUCAUCUACGCGGCGUUGUGCGUGGGACUGCAACUGGUAUUUUGGCUGGUGCCGAAUAUUGCCGUCGAGGCCGUGGCCAUUUGUCUCAUGGGGUUCUUCUCGGGCCCGUUCUUUGUCACUGGAAUCUCCGUCGCCUCCAAGAUCUUCCCGGACGAUAUUCGAUCUUCGGCUAUUGCGUUAGUCUUUGUUCUCGGCCAAGUCGGCGGCUCGCUCUUCCCUGUCCUGACGGGGAUCAUCUCCGUCCAUACCGGCGUCAAGGCCCUGCAGCCGAUGUUGCUGGCGCUUCUGUGCGCUACCGGGAUUAGUUGGCUACUUGUGCCCAAGGCUCCGAGAUUGCGGACAGAGUAGGCCGAUGAUGUUCUUUCUCGGUACGACAUGUGCUGGGGGUUUGAUUCACACGCAGCACUCCAGGUCCUGACACUUCAAGCGCUUAUAUCAGUGAGAUCUUUGGUUGUACCUAGAAACUCAGGCCUGAGAACGACGGCUAGAAAUGAAUUUUCAGGCGUGAUCAGAUACUCCAUUUCUGCAUGUCGACAGAAACACUUCUACUAGAAAUGAUAUGAUGCCGAACAUAGAAGGAAACGCAUCAUCAUUGACUUCAAUCUGGCAUAUGACUACGGAAAGCCGGCAAUCAUCACCUUGAACACAUCCUGGCAUCCCGCCUUGACCAG